UGCACGUCUUUGCAAGCUGGCUAUACAUCUUCUCCACUCCUGUCUGAAACACCUCUGCAGUAUAGCCCAACAACCAGCUCAUGUAAGGAUGAUAGGAGAGAAGUUGUUAUUGCCCAUAUUACUAAUGUCUGUGCUGAGCUUACUGACACUACAGACAUCGCAUGGACAGCAGUUUGCAGAGGAGUCCUGCACUGUUCAGAUCCUUGUCCCUGGACUCAAAGGAGAACCAGGCGAGAAAGGACAAAAAGGAGCACCAGGGAGACCAGGAAGAGUUGGUCCGCAUGGAGAAAUUGGUCAAACUGGGGUUAAAGGUCAGAAAGGCAUAAUGGGACGUUAUGGAAAAGUAGGCCCAAGUGGAAUGAAAGGGGUAAAGGGUGACAUGGGGGAUGCAGGUCCACAGGGCGCUAAUGGAGAUCCAGGUGUUCCAUGUGAGUGCACACCAAUGAGAAAGACGAUUGGAGAAAUGGACAUUCUUGUUGCACAGCUAUCCUCUGAACUUAAAUUCAUUAAAAAUGCACUGCCCUCCCCUGCAGCUGUUGCUGGCAUAAAAGAGACGGACAGUAAGGUCUAUCUGUUGGUGAAGGAGGAGAAACGCUACUCGGAUGCUGAGGUCUACUGCCAGACGAGGGGAGGGCACCUGGCUAUGCCCAAAGACGAGGGAGCCAACAUGGCCAUCGCGGGGUACAUAACUGAUGCCGGCCUCAAUCGAGUCUACAUUGGCAUUCAUGACCUGCACCAAGAGGGUAUCUUCAACUACGUGGAUCUCUCUGCCAUGACCACUUUCAGCAAAUGGAGGAAGGGAGAACCCAACAAUGCGUAUGAUGAUGAAGACUGUGUUGAGAUGGUAGCCUCUGGGGAGUGGACUGAUGUGGCCUGCAACCCUACCAUGUAUUUUGUUUGUGAAUUUGACAAGGACAGUGUCUGAGUUCAGUCUUUGUUUAAGAGACUGCUGAAAGAACGGAUGCAUAUAAGGGAACAGAAGUUAGGUAGAAAAGUGUAAAUAGGGCGACAAAAUGACAUCCAAGUUGUGCAAGCUAGUAUAUUUCCCACUUUUUCUUAUAAGCUACGGUAUUUAUUUUCUGAACUCAAAAAACAUCCAGUUAUUGUUCUUCUGUGAUAUUUGUUCUUUUUCUCAAUACACACUUAAUCUCAUACUCUGUGAAUUAUCAGUGUUUCAAACAGAAUGCAAGGCAAUGUAUUGAGUUUUUAUGUAAUGCAAACUAUCCACCCGGCAACAUUUGCAACAGGGCCAUCAACAAACAAGACAAAUAAGCAAAUGCAGAAGGCUGUAGUGUGCAUUACAAAUUGAAAUUAAAGAUUGUGUUUCCAGUUGCACACUUUUAAUCAUAACAAUGGAAUGCAAUAUACAUCCUUUAUUCAUAUCAUAAUUUAUGUGGCUGUUGCUAUACAAUAAAGAUUCGCUGAUAACUAAA
Molecule: messenger RNA, 1433 nt
Organism: Eleginops maclovinus (Patagonian blennie)
Lineage: Eukaryota; Metazoa; Chordata; Actinopteri; Perciformes; Eleginopidae
Gene: colec11
Product: collectin sub-family member 11
Exons: 7
Coding region: 89-925 (278 amino acids)
Source: RefSeq, a predicted model, not a curated record